Rotaria sordida is the source of this 432-nucleotide messenger RNA. NCBI's taxonomy places the organism in Eukaryota, Metazoa, Rotifera, Eurotatoria, Philodinida, Philodinidae. The record is from the annotation of a GenBank genome assembly.
AUGGCUGAAUGUAAUAAAAUGGGAAAAAAUGAAACUAUUCCUUGUACUAAUGUAAAUACUGCUGUUUAUUUUGUUGUAGCAAUGAUUGUACCAUUUACUAUUUUAGCCAUUGUAAUUAUUAUAUCUAUUUAUUUUCGAUAUAAAAAUGAACGAUUAAGAAGAGGACUACAACAACAACAACAACAAAAUAAUAUGAUAACAAUAAUUGCGUUUGAUAAUUUCGAUGAACAACAACAACCACAAUCAUUAGAUAAUUAUUCACAUCCACCUCAUUAUACAGCAAUAAAUAAUAAUCUUUAUGAUAAACCACCAACUUAUGAACAAACUGUACGACAGUUAGAAGAGACUAAUGAUAUAUUUGAAGAUGCAGAAGAAAUUCUACCAGUUCCAACAUUUACAUCAUCAACAACACAAUUAGUUCAACCAUUAUGA